Molecule: messenger RNA, 1108 nt
Organism: Leguminivora glycinivorella
Lineage: Eukaryota; Metazoa; Arthropoda; Insecta; Lepidoptera; Tortricidae
Product: PIH1 domain-containing protein 1-like
Exons: 5
Coding region: 118-1023 (301 amino acids)
Biological process (GO): box C/D snoRNP assembly; rRNA processing
Cellular component (GO): R2TP complex; cytoplasm; ribonucleoprotein complex
Source: RefSeq, a predicted model, not a curated record
CUAUAGACUUUCCUCCUUAUCUCUAGUCUCCCUGCAUCGUGUCUUGGAAGUUGCAAAAUUGUAAAUUUCCUUGUUUCAUUUUGUUAUUUGUUUCCAUAGGAACGAUAGAUUAACAAUAUGUCUAAAAAUUCCAUAACUUUAGAUGUCGACCCUAGCAUAAUGGAGAACAAUAUGAGAAUUGUAAAGGACAAUCCUGUUGAAGAGGAGUUCAACAGACUUUUGGCUUCCGUAGACCCGGUGCCAGCGAAGAUCGCCAAGCCGAGGCCAGGAUUCUGUGUUAAAACAUUUACAAAGCCAGAUAACAAAAAAGUGUUUGUGAACAUUUGUCUUACGGAAGCUAUUCCAUCUCCUAGAGAUAUUACAAAUGACGAGCUCAUGCAAAUUCUCAGUUCUGAGGACCCUUCAUCUUACAGGGUGCCCAUGAGCAUUGGCGAGGGGCGAACCGAGCCUGAUAGAUCUGGUGCCCCAGCUACUGUAUAUGAUGUUGCUAUAAACCCAGAGUUCUUUAAAAAGAUUGAGAAAGAUGAUUUAUUCCAGACAUUUUUCCUCACUGUUGUAUUUGAGGGACUUCAAGAUAAGUAUCAGUUUGAAAUUGAAAUGCAAAAAUUCACUGUAUUGAAGAAUAGAAAAUCUAUAGGUACACUGCAGUCUCAUAGAAUACAAGUAAGAGAUGUGAAAAACUGUGAGGAGACAGUGAAGCCUUUGAUUGAGGAAAUCAGUGAGAAACCAAGCCAUAAGAUAACUGAAGUGCCAGCAGUUAAGAAAGAAAUAGUUUACAGACUUAGGAGAGAACCACCAACAGGGCAGAUUGAGUACUUGCUAGCAGAAUUCAAGAUACCUUCAUCAGUGGAGUUGAAGGACCUUAAUCUGGAAGUGGGGGAAGAUCGGCUGGUUCUGGACUCCAAGGGAAUGUAUGAUCAAGUGGAUUUCUUCCUGCCCUGCAGCGUUGACCAUGAUAUCAUUGAUGCCACACUCAAUAGGAAUAAUGAUAUGCUGUUUGUGAAAAUGCCAAUUAUCCAUUAAUAUAAAUUUGUAUGUCUUGAGAAAGGACCAGAGGAAUGUUAUUAUUAUAUGAGCAAAUAUAUCAAUAAAAAUUAAAAAUAUGUUA